Oikopleura dioica is the source of this 7869-nucleotide messenger RNA. Lineage: Eukaryota; Metazoa; Chordata; Appendicularia; Copelata; Oikopleuridae. The record is from the annotation of a GenBank genome assembly.
AUGAGUAAAAGAAGCGUCUUUAUUGUGGCCGCCAACCGCACUCCACUUGGAUCUUUUCAGGGACGUUUGAAGACCCUUUCGGCUCCAGAACUAGGCUCUUUGGCGAUAAAAGGACUUCUGGCAAGGACAAGAGUAGCCCCGACCCAAAUAGAUGAAGUCUUCUUUGGAAACGUUCUCCAAGGUGGCAUAGGACAAGCACCAGCAAGACAAGCAGCCUUGAAUGCUGGAAUUUGCAACAGAACCCCUUGCACUACAGUGAACAAGGUCUGCGCAUCCGGAAUGAAAGCUAUUCAAUUAGGUUACGACACAAUCAUUGCCGGGCACAACGAGUUAGUUCUUUCCGGUGGGCAAGAAUCAAUGUCAUCUGUUCCCUUUGCAGUGAGUCGUAGAGAACCCACAUAUGGAGGCGAUAGAAUGAUCGAUCUCAUCAACAACGAUGGGCUAACUGACUCAUUUACUGGCAUGCACAUGGGAACUUGCGCCGAGAAAAUUGUUCAAAAACUGAACAUCACUAGGGAUGAGCAAGACGAGUACGCUUCAAUGAGUUACAAACGAGCAAAAGAAGCAUGGGCUAACGGAUGUUUGUCUGAAGUUUCUCCUAUCGAAGUCAACGGCAAAACGAUUUCUCGUGACGAGGAAUUCGAAAAAUUGCCGCAAGACUUCUCUGCGAUCCGAGCAAUCUUUGAUAAACCGGAGGUUGCCUCAAUUACCGCUGGAAACACGUCAAAAUUGGGAGAUGGCGCUUGCGCACUUUUACUCUCAUCAGAAGCCGCUGUUCUCGAAAAUUCAUUUAACCCUGUCGCUCAAAUCGUGGGCCACGCAGAUGCAGCGACGGAGCCAUUCAAUUUUACUGAAGCAGUCAACUUCGCGAUUGAAAAGGCUCUCAAGAAGUAUAACCUUACUGCAAACCAAAUUGACCACUGGGAGAUCAAUGAAGCCUUUGCAUCCGUGGUUAUCGCCGUGGAAAGAGCGUUCAAUGUCCCUCGUGAAAAGAUGAAUCCAUUCGGAGAAUUGGAAUCGGCUGGUCCCUUCCUGAACACUGGCAUGUUCAGGAAGAAACAUCUUAUGCCCCAUGCGAUCUCGAGGAUUCAAGAUGAAGAUAUGGGUCAGCAACGCACUGCUCCAUCAUCGCCCAACAAUCGCUCAAGGUCGGACGAGAGGUCGACUCAAGAGAGCGUGGAUCAAAAGGAUUUUAUAGACGUGCUGGAUAGUCAGUUCCAAAUCGACCCUGUGCUGAGGACUACACUGCUUUGGAAAAGGUUUUCGCGUUACGUUCUGCGAGUGACAUGUGCUGGAUAUCUCCAGGAGCGUGGAAUUAUUAACAAACUGAAGCCUGGAAGUAAGGAGUACGCUCGCAAUCAAAUCCUCUAUACACGGACUACAUAUGCCGCGGUUUUACGUUACAUGAAGGUUUACUUGCAGAAUAUUAUUUCAAUGGAUAGAGGGGAGAUUUACACGGCGAUGGGAACGGAGAAGAGGGAUGUACCUCCAACUGUUUGCAGUAGAAUGUCCGAUUUCUCGGCGAAAUCUGAGCCAAUGUCGCAGGAUUGGGACCAAUCCGUAGAUAUUUAUGUACAUCGCAGCCGUCAAAUAACCGCUCUCGUCCGACAGCUGUUAAAGAAUACCAUACUCAUGAUCACUUAUUGGCAUAAAGACAAUUAUGGACAUGAAUACGCGCUUUUGGAGAAUAUGUUCGUCGACUUCAUAACCAGCUGGAUUUACUUCUUGAGCGCUAAGGACAAUGUAGAAUUGCUUCGGUUUGCAGAGACGCUGUCUGAUAAUUUCACGGAGAUCAGCGAUGAUUUCCGAAAUGGAGAUAACUCGAUCCUCAGAGGCACUUUUACGAAGAUAUGGUGGCUCCUCGAGAGUCCCGAAGGCGACAUUGACCAAUUUCCAACCAUCAAUGAGAUCCGAAAGUCAGCGUUCACCGACCGCCACGGUUAUCGAUUCAAAGUUGGCCGAAAGCGCGAGCCUAGAACAAAGAAUCAAGAUGAGUACGAAGGAGAGACCUCCUUCGAUUCUUCGUUUCAUUCGACUCAAUCUGACGUCUUACGCGAUUGCAUGCCCCAAUUUCCCCCAUCGUCAAUCGGAAGAGAAGACCUCGUUGUAAUUUUUAACUUCCAGGCUGAACGAGUAUGCAAGGUGCUUUUGAGAAUCCUGGCGCGAACACGUAUCCAUUGGGACAAACAACAGUCGAUUAAAAAUAUUACCUUGGUGCACAGUAUUGGAAAACUUCUCGACCAUUCAUCAUCGACAGUUGCCUAUAUGUUGGAUUUAUCGGAGUCGGACCUACUCGGAGUCGGUCGAUUAAUCCUAUGCGCUGAGAAAAUUGCGCAUACGAAAUACGCGAAAGACCACGUUUUCGGCUUCUUUCGACACGCGCUUUCCUGCGUUAGAGUGCUCGACGAAAAGCAGAAUUUCAAUCUUCUCGGCGCGAACAUGGGGCAGCACGAGUACGAUAUUGACAUGAAAGAAGAGAACAAAGAAAAUGAUGCGCCUGGCUACUGUUUUCGUGAGUCUACUAGAAAAAAAAUGCAUCCAGCACACGAAAAACUUGUUGCUGCGAAGUAUGCGGAGGGCAAACCGUAUUUCAACGACACAAUCAAGCUCGUCUUCGAUGUGAUUAAGCUUGCUCGAGAAAAUCACUCUCCUGCGUUACCCUCAACCAUCUUCCAAAUGUUAGAAAUAUUCCAGAAGGAACUCCUGCAACAAGAGAAAGGCUGCGCGCAUGACAUUUCUACUUGGUUUCAACUUUUGACAGAGAUUCUUUCGUCCAAACUAGGUAACGCAAAAUCACUCAUCACUGUCGCCGUCUCGGGAUUACUAUUUGGCCUUUCGACGAAGUCUCUUGAUUCCAAUACAUUCCUGUCAUUCCUAAAUGCUUGCUUCGAGUUUAUCCGCGACGAUUCCUUGAUGAUAUCCUUCUUUGAAAAAUUCAUAAGCCAGCUUAUGUACCUCGCUCCAGAAACAACUCCCGACCCUACGAACGCAAAACUACUCUCAAACUCGCUUGUUAACUUAUACGUUCCGGACAAAUUUAGCAACCUCCAUUUCACUGCUUGUGCUAAUCUGCUCAACUUCCUUCUUAUGAAGAGGAACGAUAACACCUUCGAGGGCAAGCUCGGUGAAUCCAUCCUCUUGAUUUUCACUCAACUUCGCGGACACGAAGCUAUUUUCGAAUGCAAUAAUUUAAGUGUUGCUAUCAAAGCUGCAAAAGAAUCGUUGGAGAAGAAUCAGAAGCUACCGAACGAUAUUUUCUCUCUUAUACGGAAAAUCAGGACUUUUUUGUAUGAACAAUCGUCUCUCUUCGCCCUUGGAAUUCAAAAGCUGGCGAAUUUCCUCCUUCAUCGGAAAGACCCUAUCAACUUACCAGAUACAAUUCUACAGGCUCUCCGUAACUUACUACAGACUACAUUCAAUUUCUCCGGAACUAGGCAUCUGACUUUUCUCUUCGCGGAAGCCAUUCUGUGCAAUUUUUGCCACUCAGACGAAGUUAUCCAAGUUGCACUCCCGUACAGAUUGAAGGCUGGAAUCGAAGGAACGAUCUAUAUUCCGUGCAAGGCUCUGCCAAAACAAGCUUCUGAUAAAGAAGUUGAGAUAAUUUCAUCCCUGUUCGAAACUGUGCUCGACUUCCCGAUUGCUUCUGUUCCUCAGAUUCGAGAGCCGAAAAAAUGGACAAAAGCUGACUUUAUCCACUUCGAAAGAUUGCUUGGAAAAAUUUACGAGUUCAUGUCACUAUUCGACCUAUCAAAACCCGAAAAUAAACGCCUUAAACUAUCAAAAACUAUUUUACAGCUGCUUUUUUUACCGUUCAAGAAUAACAGAAGAUUCACCGAUCCUCGAAUAUGGAGACUUAUAUAUCAUUUCCAUCUCGAAGAUGUCGACAAAUACUUGCGAUCUAUCAAGUGGAAUUUUCUGGAAAACUUCAUCUCUUUCGACCCAUCUUUAUGGAACGAAGUAGUUUCGAUUGCAUGUUACGUCGAUGAACUUCAAAGCGACCGCAAAUACGUGAAGAAGGUCCUUUUGAAACUUUUACCAAUCGCUGGCGAAGACAUGUUCAUAAAUAUAUUGGAAGCUAUCAUUGCAUCCGAUGCGAACCCGGUCGAAAUUGAAGUCGGCCACAAGCCAUUUAUAAGACACACGACGGCAGCAGCAGGUUGUUUAAAGAUCCUGGAAUUUUUUCCGUCUCUCCUGAAGACAGCUGAGUCGAAAAUUCUAGACGUGAUGAGCAAAACGCUUGUGGAGAAGGGGAUGAUGGAUGUAAGGAUAAGGACAGUAUGGAAGCGAAAACAUUACAAAGAUCAUGAUGAUGACCCAAGAUGGAUUCCAUUUAUGGGAACCUGCAUGGCCAGAUACGCCAGCACAUUGGUGUCCAUCCUCGGACUUUCACAGAAUUCGGACCUAUUUGUGCCGCUCUCGUCAAUGAUUUUUAAUAUUGACGAAAAUUCAUCAUGCAUUCAUCCAAAUGCGAUGCUUAUGGCAUCUGGUGCCCUGUUCAAUUUGCCCCGCGACGUGCUUUACAAGGAAGUCGAUGACCUCUUCGCGCCAGUAGAAAAAUGUCCACGAUAUCUGAUCAGUGAUGUGGGCAAAGUCGAGAGCACAAGGCAUGUUUCUAAGAAACUCGGGCCUGCACUAGCGAGAGUAACUACCUACCCUGUAGUUGGACCUCAAUUGUGUGCAAAGCUUCUUACUAUCUACCAUGCCCAUAAGGACGAUGAGAAUGCGUGUGAUGCAUUUGAAAAUCUUCUCCGUCUGGUCUAUCUGCCUGUCUACAACGAACGACACCCGAUUGAACCUAAGAGAAGAUUCAAGUAUGAUAUCGCCUUCGGAGACUUGCCGCUUUUAAUUAAGUUUAUUUAUGCGUAUCUCUGCCAGUAUAGCAAGCUCUCAUACCGCCAGAUCCAGGAAGCGUUGAAGUUCUUCAUUAUUGCAAUUAAGCAAGGAAACGAAGAAGAGAAUGGGGAGCGCAAUGCGAUGACGACCCUCGGCGCUUUAAAUAAUCGAUUUUCGCUUGGGAAACAAACUGUAUUUCUGAACGAACCUUUUGGAGACGCAUACUGCCGCAUGGUUCUUGAAGGCGAUUGGGAUGCACGACUUGCUCUCAAAGAACACUUUUUUGAUCUUUUUAUGGAUCUACGAGAUAACAUAAACGAACCUGAGCCCGGAACGAGUCAACCCAUGGUAGUUGAACACAUGAUCCAGCCCUCCCAAAACCAGGGAAGACCCGUAAAUCAGCGAUAUCCUCCAUUCAUACUCAAAGAGGUGGCUCGUGGUGUUUGUCGAGUGCUCCAUCAGCCGCUGUGCGAAAAGGCGCAGACUCAAAUCUCUUGCUUUUACCUCGCUGCGGAUAAAUUCGAGGCGAACCCGCGUGAAGAAAACUUUCACUGGAUCCUCUUCCCGGCAUCGCAGUAUAACUUUUUGAUGCAACUGUGUGUUCCUGUGCUCAAGGCGCAUUUCUUCUACGAAACGAUUCGUGUCAUAGAUAUUCUCUUCAAGCGCAAGUUUUCCCAAUCAUUUGGCAUUAAGCUCUGGUCUUCUGUCCAUAACGACCUUUUUGUGAGCGAAGUGCUUCGGCAGGAGGUCGUCCUUUAUUGUGUUGAGCUUCUUGGGUAUUUUUGCCGUCUCUGGAGAAUGGCAGAUAAGGAUGAACGCAGAGAGAUGUUCGCGUACUUCCGAAGAUACGUCAGUACAAUCGUCCAACUUUUAAAACAAAAAAGACCGAAUAGCGACAUCGCGUUCCUGCUUAAAUUCUUGCCAAAGAGCGUCUGGGGUAGAAUGAAAUACCGAUGGCACCACAUGGAGAUUAUCAACUACCCUUGUUAUAUCGAUGAGGAGACUUACGCUGAUAAUUUGGGCGAUCUGUUGACACACACCGAUUACUACUGCCAUCAACUUCCAGCGAUAAAAGAGCAACAGAUUCCAUCUGAGGUUCAAGGUCACGCCCUUUCUAAGCUUCAUGAGAUACUUUCAACGUUCUCGUACUUCGAGUGGAAGGUCGAGUCGAUCUCAUCGGAGAUUUUGAUACAACUCGUGAUGCCAAAAUUUUACAAUGCUUCUCGAUAUCUGUCAUUUUCGAACGAUCUCGAACUAACUUCAAUAAAUCUGGCAUCAUAUUUCUCAAAGAAAGUGAAACCAAAGAAACGCGUUCCGACGGAAAGGCAUCAUGUAAAUAUACAUGAAACAAAGUUUGGAAGCAGAGAAGAAUCAAUUAUAAGGCCUGAUCACAAUAAAGAUAUUGCAAGCGAUUACUUCCAAAAAAACGUCGUGCUGCCGACUCUGGAUGAUGUUGUGAAUCCAAAUUCUUCAAGGUUGGAAGUUGUGGAGAUCGCUAUUGUUCACACGAUUGACCCGUUGAAAGAGCUCUGCUCAAAGUACAGACCAGAGUUCCGACAACUCAAUCAUCCCUUCCGUGAAACACUGAAAACGUUGACUAAAAUCUGCAAUCGAAAGAAGAAAGUGAAUGUAACGAGACUCCGCACAUUGCAUGAUUUGGAAAGGAACCCCGAUCAGCAUGAGUCUGAGUCUUUAGUUGAGGAUUUCUACUGGGAUCAAAACUGGAUCAGAACAGAGGAGUUAUUUCAAUCAGAAGAAGAGGACUCUUCCGGACAACCGAUCUACGAAAAUAUUCGCGCCAACACGUCGGAGCCAACCCCAACCAGUCUUCCACCACGGGAAACUUUUGGCAAGGAGAUAAGAAUACAUUCAAGACCUACAAAGCUGACAAUGAACGGCGCCGUCUUCCAGACUCCAAUUAUCAUGGGCAGUAGAGACGUUUAUAUUGCUGCAGUUAAUCGCACCCCUCUUGGCAGUUUUAAAUCAAAAUUAAGAAAGUUCACGGCGACUGAUCUUGGAACCUUGGCCAUCAAGGGUUUGCUUGAGAAAACAGAUGGUGGACUGGGACAAGCUCCGGCGAAGCAGGCAGCCCUGAAUGCUGGCAUCUCGAACAAAACUCCAUGCACAACAGUUAACAAAGUAUGCGCCUCUAGCAUGAAAGCUAUCCAACUGGCGUACGAUACUAUUGUCGCCGGCCACAACAAUGUCGUUCUUGCUGGCGGUCAAGAAUCGAUGUCAAUGGCCCCUUUCGCAAUCGGCCGGAAUCCACCCAAAUACGGCGGUGAUAAGAUGGUUGACCUUCUUAUGAAUGACGGGCUGACAGAUUCAUUUACUGGCUGGCAUAUGGGCACAUGUGCAGAAAAGAUUGUCCAAAAGUUAGGGAUAACCAGGGAGGAACAAGACGAAUACGCAUCAAUGAGCUACAAAAGGGCUCGUGAAGCAUGGUCGAAAGGCUCCUUCACAGAAGUGUCCCCUGUACUUAUUGAUGGAAAGACGGUACUUGCAGUUGACGAGGAAAUCGAAAAUAUGCCGGAAGAUUUCGCUAAAGUUCGAGCUCUCUUUGAUAAGCCAGAAGUUGCGUCAAUUACCGCCGGAAAUACAUCGAAAUUGAGUGAUGGCGCUUGUGCAGUUCUUGUUGUUUCUGCAGAAGCCAUGCAAAAACUCAACCUGAAGCCUCUUGCUAAAAUAAUUGGACAUGCUGAUGCGGCGACGGAAUCGUUUAAUUUCACAGAAGCAGUAAACUUUGCAGUUGAAAAGGCUCUUGACAAGUAUAACCUCUCUGCAGAGCAAAUCGAUCACUGGGAAGUUAAUGAAGCGUUUGCCUCUGUUGUUAUUGCUGUCGAGAAACGGUUUACUAUUCCAAGAGAGAAAAUGAACGCGAACGGGGGAGCGAUAUCGUUAGGACAUCCUUUCGGAUGCUCUGGUGCUAGAAUAACCGGCCGUCUAGCUCUACGACUACUACCAGGCCAGAUCGGCAUGGCGGCUAUUUGCAACGGCGGGGGCGGCGGAGGAGCCAUCUUGCUUCAAGGUGCUUAG